AUGUUGCUCAAACCCGCGACACCGCUGACCAUCUUGCUCUUCGUCGCAUUUGCCCUCUUGCUGUUAUCAUGCCUCUCCACCCCCAUCAUCAAGGGCAUUCCCCUGGCCACCUUUAAAAACGUUGACUAUGGUGUCUUUGGAUACUGCCAGGGCAAUCAAUGCACCAAGAUCCACGUGGGAUAUACUGGGAAUAACAUUGACAGCACCGGCAGCGACUUCAAUCUGCCCUCUAGCACUCGAAAGUCCCUUUCGUCCAUCCUCAUCGUUCACCCCGUCGCGGCUUUCCUCACUCUGGUGUGCCUUUGUCUUGCGGGAGCUGCGCACUUCCACGGGCCCUCCCAUUCGCCACGAUAUCUGCUGGCGCUCUUGAUCUUGCUGUUGCCUACCCUUUUGGUGACACUGCUCGCUUUCCUCGUCGAUAUUCUGCUGUUUGUGCCACAUUUACGAUGGGGGGGAUGGAUAGUCUUGGCGUCCACCAUCAUCCUAGUCUCCUGCGGAGUCGUGACCUGUGCCAUGCGCCGCACGCUUGUCAGUCGAAAGGCGCGAAAGCGUCGCAUUGCUGAGAAUGCAGAGAUGAGUGGUGAAAACUACUACAACCGCCAGAACGCAGCUGCCGCGGCUGUAGCUACGGUGCCCAUGGUGGCCGAGACCAAAGAACCCGCCAUGUCGACCUCCCCGACCCCUGAUUCCGGUCCAACAUUCGCCUCCUUCCGUACCGACACCCGGACGAGUGACGACGAUCGCACUCCCCUGAAUGAGUAUCAAAACGUGCCCGGUCCGCAGGACGCACUGCCAUCUGGUAAUCCGUAUCCCGAUGGCCACGGUUCUCCGUACCGUCCGCAAGAGGCGCCAAGCAUGCUCCCGUCGGGUCCUUACGGCCAUCCGCAAAUGAUGCGCAAUCCAUCCGACCCUCGAUUACGACCCCAGUACUCGGACGGUAGUAUGGGCUCCCGGCGUGGGGGCGGUCCCCCUGGCUUUAUUCCGCGCGGUCGAGGAGGAUACCCGCCUCGGGGAGGAUAUGGUCGGGGUGGUCCCUAUGGGGGACCGCCCAGAGGUCCUCCCGGUGGCCGAGGUGGCUACAUGGGAGGGCCAAUGCCACCGCGCGGUCGAGGUGGGAUGAUGCCUGGCCGUGGAGGACCACGUGCUGCCCCGGGGUACUCGGCUGGUCUCAACCGCAGUGUUGAUUCGUAUGGGCGGCCGACAGAUGGUUACUUCCCACCAGGGCCAGGGUCGGGCGGUCCUAUGCGCGCACCUUCUCCGGGGGCUAUCGGCAUGGCUGUGUCGCCCGAAUCAGUGGGGCAUGCCAUUGAGAUGCAGCCUCAAACGCGCCGGCCAGAGGCAUAUGGCUCAGAUCCAUCAUUACCCAAUGAUCCCUCGCCUCACGCCCUUUCCGUAGAUGGUGCCCACGCUCCGCUAGAGAGUCCGUCUAGCGUCUAUACCCCUACUGAGUCCUACGUGCCACCUCGAGCAGAGUGGAACAUGUCGCCACGGCCACCCCAACCGCCUGUGCACCACACCGGUCAAGGCUCUACCAACUACUAUGAAGAUGUUGAUCCUCGUUUUGCCCAACGGCCUUCGCCGCAGCCUUCGUCAUCGCUUCCGCCCUCUUUGACACCCGGAAGUGGUCAUUUCUAA
Penicillium oxalicum is the source of this 1635-nucleotide messenger RNA. Its product is annotated as putative pH signal transduction protein PalI. The transcript is spliced from 4 exons. NCBI's taxonomy places the organism in Eukaryota, Fungi, Ascomycota, Eurotiomycetes, Eurotiales, Aspergillaceae. The record is from RefSeq and is a predicted model, not a curated record. The coding region runs from base 1 to 1635 and encodes 544 amino acids. Gene Ontology annotation, cellular component: cell division site; plasma membrane; growing cell tip.